Lactuca virosa is the source of this 219-nucleotide messenger RNA. The record is from the annotation of a GenBank genome assembly. Lineage: Eukaryota; Viridiplantae; Streptophyta; Magnoliopsida; Asterales; Asteraceae.
AUGGGCUAUGUUUUCACCGAACGGCGUCGUUCCGUUGUUUUUUCGAUUAAUAACAUUAGAGACCACCGUCCACCACCAUGUCCCUCCUCUGUAGUCUUUUCCACACGCUACCUUUCCUUUCAAAGCCCUAAAUGUUCCCUCCAGUUUCUUGCCUUCUUCCUUAUCGGACGUAUUCGACGCUCGUUCAUCAUCAGACCUGUUUUCCCUUUAAUUAGGUAG